CCGAGUCUUGAACGAUGAUGAUUCGACUCCAUAUAUUUCGUCAAAGCCUUGAUCCAGCCGGUCUCGAUCGCAUUUGGCCGUCUCAAUCGACUCAAGCUGCCAAUCAUGGACAGCAUCGCCGCCGCCGCCGGCAACUGCCGCUGCAGCCGCGUCGUCUACGUCGGCAACAUCCCCUUCAAAGCCGAGGAGAAGGAGGUCCGCGACGCCUGCGAGCUCAUCGGCCCCGCCCUCUCCUUCAACCUCGCCGCCGACGCCGACACGGGGAAGCGCAAGGGCUACGCCUUCGUCGAGUACGCUGACGACGCCACGGCGCAGAGCGCGUGCCGCAACAUGCACGGCCACCGGCUGCUCGACCGCGAGCUGCGGGUCGGCCUCGCCGAAAGGGCCGGCGCGGCGCGCCGGAGGCGCCGGGGAGACCACGAGCCCGUCGGGAUGGAGGACGCCAUCCACGCCGCAUCCCUCGUCAACGACCGCGGGCGCCUCGCCGUCGUGUCCUCCGUCACGCGGCACCUGGCGGGCGCGUCCAGGCACGAGCUGCGGGAAGCUUUGGACACGUUCAAGAACUGCGGCCCCGAGAACUGCAAGGUACUCACGGAGUACGUCCCAGGGCUGGACAUCGCCAUGGAGAUGGUGCAGCGCCUGCUCGACAUGGCUGCAGCGGACGAUGCUGCCGGCGAGGCAAAGAGGAAGAAGCGGGCAAGCGCCUGUCCGCCGCCGGACGAUCACGGCGCCAAACUGAUGAAGCUCGAAGACGGCGGGAAGGCUACGCCGGUGUUCGCUGGAGUUGCCUGCGUCUGAGAAGGAGAGAUCGAUGCCUCAGCAAGUGCGCCAUCACAAGUUGCUUCCAUGUACAUGUACUAGAUCAGGCGAAACAAAACAGUUUGUACUACAAUUGUACUCCUAUAUAUAUACAAGUAUGAUAAUGCAAAAUUUACAUAUGACAA
This is a messenger RNA of Aegilops tauschii subsp. strangulata, 944 nucleotides long. Its product is annotated as cleavage stimulating factor 64-like. Gene Ontology annotation, cellular component: mRNA cleavage and polyadenylation specificity factor complex. Gene Ontology annotation, molecular function: mRNA binding. NCBI's taxonomy places the organism in Eukaryota, Viridiplantae, Streptophyta, Magnoliopsida, Poales, Poaceae. The record is from RefSeq and is a predicted model, not a curated record.